AUGAACAACAACAACAACAACUAUAAAAAUAAUUACAAUAUCAUGAAUUUAAAUAAUUCCAGAAAUAAAAAAACUCAAUAAAAGAUAUUUAGGUAUAAAGAGGAAUUGAAUUUUAUUAUUUGGAAGAAAAAAAUCAAAAGCUAAUAUAAUUACGAAAUUUAGACUUUGGUGAUUUUGGGGAUUAUCAAUUAUUAGGUUUCUAUUUUGAAGAUUCAAUUUCAGCUUGUAGUUUAUCAAACUUUAAAUGAAGAGCAAAUAUUAGUUUAUCCACUUAUAAAGCAGUUUGAAUUAAUUGAAAAGCAGUUAAAUCUUAGCAAAUCGUAAGAGUAAGAAUAGAUAAAAAAAACUACUCAUGCAAAGAUAGAAGGAUACGCUUUGCUUCUAAAUAAAAUAUAACCACAUAACCAAGUUUUUUAGAAUCAAUAAAGACCUGAAAUCAAAAUAAAUUAUUCCAAUUAAGCCUUAACAAUUAAUCAAAAAUUAUUAUAAAAUAAUUAAUCCUAAUUAAGAUUUGUUGGAUUUGAGAAUCAGUAAUCAGGUAAGAGAUUAUUGGCUAGUAAGUGUACUGAAGGAUGUAAAAACUGUAUAGGAAAAUUUUGUGUUGCAGGUUAGUGUAAAUAAGGCUAUUAUUAUAAUAAUAAUAUCUUAAAUAUUUAAUGCCUGAAUUGUGAUUAAAGUUGCUUAGAAUGUAAUGGAGCUGGAAAUAGUAAAUGCACCUCUUGUAGAGAUAAUUUUUAAUUAUAAAAUGGUUAAUGUAUUUCAUGUAAAAUAAAUAAUGGUGAGUUUUAUGACUCAAGUAAGAAAAAAUGCCAACCAUGCUCUCCUAACUGCUUAGCUUGCUCUGAUCAAAAUACUUGCACACAAUGUGCCAAUAAUUUUCAACUAACUGGCAAAAUAUGUUCUUAGGCAUGCGAUAAAAUAGAUUAGUUUUAGGAUAAAACAAGUUAAUGUAAGUAAUGUCAUCCCUCUUGUUAAACUUGUGUUAACGCUGCUACAAUCUGCACAUCAUGCCAUACUAAUUUUUAUUUAAAUACUCUGAGCUAAACAUGUUAAAGUUAAUGUGAUUAGCCUGGGUUUUUCAUUUAGUAAAAUAACUGUAUUCCUUGUGAUUCUUCAUGCCUAACUUGCACAGGAACAUCUACGAAUUGCACUUCAUGCUAACCUGAUUUAUUUUUAAAUGUUUUAUAAUCUACUUGCUCACCCAAAUGUCCUGAAAAUGGUUUUUAUAUUUCAGGUUAAAGCUGUAUGCCAUGUGACCCUUCAUGUGCUACUUGUUCAGGACCACUUUAAACUUAGUGUAAUUCUUGCUAAUCAAAUUUUUUUUUAUCUGGUGAUGAUAAAAUUUGUAAAGCUUGUCCAAAUUCAUCAAUUGAUCCCUCAAUCAUAGCUUAAAAAAUGUAAAAUUGCUCUUAAAUUACUCAAAAAUGUUUGCUUAAUUCUUAGACAAAUAAAUAUGAAUUAACAGCCAUAUGUAAUUAGUGCUAAAGUCCUCAAGUAUUAUCUAAUAAUAAUUGUGUUUAAACAUGCUCAGAAGUAGCCUAAGACUAUUCUUAUAACUAAUUUCUAGGAUAAUGCUAGUGUAUACCAUCUAGCCCAUUCUAACACAAUUUAUAGAAUGAUAAUAUAUUAUGUAGUAGCUUUUAGUUAUCUGGGUAUUACUGUGAUUAAAAUAAAAUAUGUAAUCCUUGCUUAUAGUCUAAAUGUUAAAUCUGUUCUAAUCAGUAAGUUUGCACUACUUGUGAGUAAAGUUAUUACCUGUGGUAGAAUAAUUGUAUAAAUGCUUGCGAAUCUGACUUAGGUUUAGAAGUUUCAUAGUCAAAUAAGGAAUGCAUUUGUAAACCAAACUACAUAUUUUAUGCUUAGAAAUAAAUUUGUAUUUUAGAGUUAUAAAUUAGCUCAAUUAAACUGACUAAAGAUUCAUAAUAUAAUAUUAUAACUGUUGUUUUCAAUAGAGCUCCUUAUCCGGAUGAAUUAAAAACAAUGAGCUUGAAAAUUGAUCCUAAUAAGUUAAUUCCAAAUACAGACUACACAAUAGUCUCUUAAUAGUAAAACGAUAAAAACUUAAUUUUUUAAGUCUCAACAAAUUAAAAUAUCAAAAUAAGCUAAAUAGUUAUCAAUUAUAAUAGUAAAUAAGCUAUUUAUAAAGUUUAAAAUACAAUUCUUACAUCUGAGGAAGCCAAUUAGCAUCUAUAAAGUUAACAAAGUACAAUGAAUAGCAUGAAUAGUUUGGGUCAAACUUUAAGUCCAUAAGAAGGUACUGCAUAGUCUAUAGUUAACAUCCUUAAAAAUUUUUAAAUAAUAUGUUUGUUGUCUAAUUUUGUUUAACUUUUAGGUCCUCUAAUUGUUUUCAAAGAUUAUCUACCACAACCUCUAUAUGUUGGAGCUCUGUUGGGAGCAUCUUUCAUUUUCACUGAAAUUCCAAAUUCUGAUGAACUAAGUGCAAAUCUAAUUGAUUCUAAUAAUAAUAGCUCAGAACAAAACAGCUAAUAAUCUUUACUUGAGCAUCUAGGAUUUAGUGAAAAUAUUUACUCAAAUUUACCUAUUCCUCAUUUGCUUCUUAUAGUUUGUGUUGUAAUAAGUUUAAUUUGCUUAUUUGCAAGAUGGAUUAUGAAAGGUAAGCAAUACACUAUGACAAUAUACUCUUCAUAAAGAUUUGUUGCUAUAUUGCAUAUAUCAAAAAUAAUAUACCAAAUUUUAUGCUUAACUUGA
Molecule: messenger RNA, 2709 nt
Organism: Tetrahymena thermophila SB210
Lineage: Eukaryota; Ciliophora; Oligohymenophorea; Hymenostomatida; Tetrahymenidae
Product: transmembrane protein, putative
Exons: 5
Source: RefSeq, a predicted model, not a curated record